Molecule: messenger RNA, 1459 nt
Organism: Babesia bovis T2Bo
Lineage: Eukaryota; Apicomplexa; Aconoidasida; Piroplasmida; Babesiidae
Product: 26S proteasome regulatory subunit family protein
Exons: 7
Coding region: 21-1445 (474 amino acids)
Cellular component (GO): proteasome regulatory particle, lid subcomplex; cytoplasm; nuclear proteasome complex
Source: RefSeq, a predicted model, not a curated record
AUAUAUUAUUUCUAUUCAAUAUGGAAGACAAUACGGCAGAGUUCCUUUCGACGGAGGCUACUUUUCGUGAUGAGCCUAUGGUGGAGGACCUUUCAGACUUGUCGUCGAAGACUCUGGCUAUUGUGGAAUCUAUGCUAAAGGGCACCCAAAACCGUGACAUUGAGUUUCUUAAGACAGUUUUGCUUGAGCUCAUGCUUGUUGAGAAGCGUUGCCGCAUAGCUCGUGACGGUGUAUCCAAUUCGCGUAUGUGCAACUUCAUUCUACAGUUACUGUAUGACAUUGGUGAUUACCCCAAUGUGAUAUACUAUCUGGUCCUCCUUUCUCGUAAGCGUGGCCAGUUGAAGGCUACUAUCACAUCUAUGGUGAAUUACGCUAAGAAGUGGAUAUCUGAGAUCUUUGACAUGGAAGUAAAGAUGAAUUUGAUCAACACGUUGAUCCACAUAACUCAGGGCAAGAUGUUCCUCGAGGUUCAACGUGCUGAUCUGGCCUAUACCCUAGCUAAGAUCAAGGAGGAGAGUGGCCAGAUUGAGGAGGCAGCAAAUAUAAUGCACAACACAGAGGUGGAAACAUUUGGCAUAUUGCCUAAGAAGGAGAAGGUGCGUUACUUACUGGAGCAGAUGCGUCUUCAUUUACUUAAUAACGACUACCUUCGUUUUUACAUUGCUAGUAACAAGAUAGACGACCGCGUUCUUGAUAAUGACGGCUUCGAGGAGCACAAGAUGACUUAUUAUGAGUACAUGGUUCACUAUCAUCUCCAUUCUAAGGAUUACUUCGAGGUGGCCAAAGCAUAUCGUCAGCGUUUGGAUUGUACCAUUAAGCUGGAUCUUAACGACUGGCUUUCGGACCUUGAGUCUGUUGUUAUAUUCCUCAUGAUUUCUGCGAUAUCUGAGGAAACUAUCAAGUACCGCAUGGACUUUUUGGCAUCGGAGGAGAAGCGUUUAAGGGAAACUCCGGUACUAUCAUCGCUAUUCAAGGAGUUGUUAUCUGACAAUAUGAUUCCAUUCCCACUUGCUGCUGACCUGGCCACUGUAAUAAACUCCCAUGUUAUAUUUACGGACCAGCGGUACCCUGGAGGUGCUGAGCGUCUAUCGACGCUUGCUGAUCGUGUGAUUCAGCAUAACAUUAUGGUAGCCAGCAAGUUUUACACUACUCUUCAGGUAACUCGUCUUUCGGAGCUUACAAACACGACUUGCGACAAACUGGAGGAGGAGAUAUCGGCCAUGGUCCAUGCCAAGACGAUUUAUGCUAAAAUAGACCGUCCUGCUGGAUUGAUUCGUUUUGGUGAGCGCAAGGACUCGGAUACGUUAUUACUUUCAUGGUCGACUGAUAUCGCAAAUCUCAUGGGUCUUGUUGACCAAUGUUCGCGUUUGGUUCAGAAGGAGAAGAUGAUCCACGAGGCCCGUCUUAAGCAGGUUGAGCUUGAGAAAAACUUAACUGAGGGGUGAACUAUGUUAACAUA